AUGGAUGUUAAAAAAAUCGAACAAACUGUGAUUGAAUAUGUUGAGGAAAUGAAAAAGGCAGAGAAUAACCAGCAUAUGGAAAAACGUGAAAAUUUCAAUGAAAAUGGUGACGAAAAAAUAGGAUAUAUUAAUGGAAUACAAAUACAAGAGCUAGUAGAAACAUUUCCCAAGAAUGAACAAAUCAGACAAAAUGAAGAAUAUAUGAAAGAUUCAGAAAAUUUACAAGAUUUACAAAAUGGCCAAAAUAAUAUUAACAGUGAAAAAACAGAAAAUCUUAUAAAUUUGCCUAUUAGUACGUUUCAUAAAAAAAAUACUAAUUGUGAUGAAGGGAGUGAAAUGGAAAAUGGUUUUUGCCAAAGUACAGAAAAAAAGAUUCUCACAAAAAUUCUAAAACUUAAAGAAGAUAAAUCAAAUGAAGGAACUGUCAUAAAUAAUCCUAAGUCUAGUACUGGCACUACAUCGAUAAAUAUAAUAAACCCUGAAUGCUGUGACGAAGAAGUCAUGAAAAAUGAAGAAAAUGGAGAAAAUUGCGAAACCCUUUUAGAGUUAAUCAGUAAAAAAUCAUUAUUAGAAAAUGAUAAAAUAAAAAAAAAUAUAUCUUCAAAAAAUUUUUAUAUAAUUGAUGAAGAUGUGCUUGUAAAUAUAACUAUGAUAUUCGAUAAAAUAAUAUUAAAAUUAAUAUAUUUUUAUAAAAAAAAUAAUUUUGAUAAUGAUAAACAGAUUGAGCAUUUUCACAAUUUUUUUAAAGUCCUAUAUAAAUUAUUAAGCAAUAUAAGUUACCAUCCUAAGGAUACAAAAUACAAAACGAUUAAAAUGUGUAAUAAUCAAAUAAAACGAACUUUUUUAACAAAUGAUGAUAUUUUUAAUUUAGUUAAAUUAUUAUUUGAAAUUCUCAAUUUUAACACUAAUUGUUUUAAUAGUGAUACUGAAAUUGUAAAUGAACAGAAUAAAGAUAGUAUGAUUAAAACUGAUAAGAAUAGCGAAGAUAAUAGUAAUAAAAUUAUAAACAAUGGGAUGUGGAAAUUUGAAAAUGAAUUUUCUGAUCUCGAAUCAAUUUUAUUUGAAUUUGUUUUAUCCUCUAUCAAUAUAAUUAUGGGGAUGAUAAAUAAAAAGAUUCAUUCAUCAAAUAAUGAAAGUGAAUUUAUGUCUAAUAAAAAAAAUGAUACAGAUGUUAAAGAGGGAUGUAGUGGAGAUCCUAUAAAAAGCUGUAUAUCUGAUCAUAAUUCAAAUAAAAUAUUAAAUAAUGAAGCAAAAAAUAAAUUAAUAGAAAAACAUGUUAAUAAUAUUAUGCCCACUAAUAAUAAACUACUUGUUAUUCGUCAAAAGGAUAUAGAAGAAAAAAAUGCUUUAAAUGAUAUUAGAAAAUUACAUAACGAAAAAUUUAAUGCCUAUAGAAAUAAUGAUGGAUAUAAUAAUGAUAAAAAUAAAAAUAAAAAAGAUGAAACAAAAUCUACCUUAUUUAGUAAUAAAUCUGAAAAUAAUAGUCUCAAAAAAGGUGGGAAAAAAAUAAAGCGUUUUUUUAAAAACUUAUUUAAAAAGGAUUAA
Molecule: messenger RNA, 1545 nt
Organism: Plasmodium berghei ANKA
Lineage: Eukaryota; Apicomplexa; Aconoidasida; Haemosporida; Plasmodiidae
Product: PUB domain-containing protein, putative
Exons: 1
Coding region: 1-1545 (514 amino acids)
Source: RefSeq, a predicted model, not a curated record